Molecule: messenger RNA, 3003 nt
Organism: Microthlaspi erraticum
Lineage: Eukaryota; Viridiplantae; Streptophyta; Magnoliopsida; Brassicales; Brassicaceae
Source: the annotation of a GenBank genome assembly
AUGAAGAAGGUGCUUCAUCGAAGUUUCAAGCCUGCGAAAUGCAAAAGCGCUUUACAAAUGGCGGCUUCGCGCCUGAAAAUACUCAAGAACAAAAAGGAUACACAGAUUAAGCAAUUGAGAAGAGAGAUAGCUCAAUUGCUCGAGUCCGGCCAGACCCAGACGGCUCAAAUCCGGGUGGAGCAUGUGGUGAGAGAAGAGAAGACAGUGGCUGCUUAUGAGCUCCUUAGUAUAUAUUGUGAACUGCUUGUUGCUCGUUUGGGUGUCAUCGACUCACAAAAGACAUGCCCUACUGAUCUAAAGGAAUCUGUUGGGAGUGUCUUAUACGCUUCCAAGAGGUUAUCAGAUGUGACAGAGCUCGCUGAUGUCGUUAAGCAAUUCACUGCAAAGUAUGGGAAAGAUUUUGUUUCAGCUGCUGUUGGGUUGCAACCUAGUUCUGGUGUGAGUCGCCUGUUGGUGGAUAAGUUGUCUGUUAAAGCUCCUGAUGGUCCAACAAAGAUCAAACUUUUGAAAGAGAUUGCUGCAGAGCAUAAUGUAACUUGGGAAGCAGAAUCUUUGGUUGAAUCAGAUACAAAGGAAACCGUAUCGUCGAGUGGAGCAAGUUCCUCUCAGUCAGCGAUUGGAAGAAACUCGGAAUCUUCAAGAAUCCCUCACAAUCAACCUCCAAAGACUAUCAAUGUGCCGCAGAACUCAUAUGCAGUUGAUGGAAGAUCUUCAAGCCACACUGCAUCUACUGAUUAUAACGUUGGGAAGACAGGUGAUCACUAUCAUCAAGAUCCAAGGCCUUCUGGAUCUAAAACUGAUGCCAGAGAACAAAGACAUCCAAGUCCUAGUUAUGUGGAUUCAUCUCCAUGGGAAACAGAAUUUGUUGAUGCUACGAGUGCUGCACGGGCAGCUGCUGAAUCUGCUGAAAGAGCGGGUUUUGCUGCACGUGCAGCUGCUGAGCUUUCAAGCAAAGAACGGAUGAUGAAGUCGAUGCAGAACUCAACAAAGUCGCGGAACUCAUCCGCUUAUGAUAGUUCCAAAAACGAGCCCCCGCAUAGACAUAGUAGUAGCUCAAAUGUGCAGAGCAGUAACAGGCAAGAAGUUCAAGAAGAUAAAUCUACAAUCAGGGCAGAGUCUUCUAAGAAGGCCGUUGAUGAGGUGUCAGAAAAUGCUUCCUUUGCUGAAAUAGGUAGAGAGAAGAAGAAGAAGCCAAUGGAUGAUAUAAACCAUAGCUGUUCAGAGGAUGUUCCACUCGAGAAACUGUCAAGCCGGGCUUCAUCAGGUUCUGACAGAAGCUAUAUUUCUGAUGACAAUAAUGCUGCUGCUUCGGACCAUAUCGAUGCACCGAGCAUCUUGGAGGAUAACAUAUUUCACAGCACUGUUGUAGAUACAGAGAGCCUCAAUCACGAUCCUGAUGUUGUUGAAGCUCCGGCUUUUGAUGACUAUAGCUCGUUUUUCGAUAAACCUCAAUUCGACACAGAAGAUGUUUACCGCGAUGAACCAGAACACGGAUUAGGAUUCUCAUUGCUUGGCAGCAGCAGCAGCAAAACACCUGAUCAUAUGCCAACAGAGACAGAUUCAUGGAGCUUCAAAGAACACAAUUCUCUGGGACAACCUAGCUCAGCCUCAAACUCACAGGUUCUUGAAAAGGAGAAGCCAAGUUCUCCCUUAUUUGAUGAUGGUCCUACAAGUCCUCCAGCUUCUCUGCAUGAGCAUGAGCCUGAGCCGUCUCCAAAGUUUGACGAUUAUGACCGAGAUUCUGAAAGUGAGGAAGAAAACAACCUGAGCAACAAAGGAAAACUUUCUGCAAGUCUAGAAGAGAAGCCAAAGCUGACAUCUCAUAAGUCCUCAGUGUCUGAAACUCCUGAUGAUUUAGGACGCUACUUUUUCCCCUCAGACACAGAAGACCAAGAAGAUGAUUCCAGGCCACAGGACGAUUUUGACGCAGAAACUCCUACAGGUGGACUCAAGAAUGAAGAGACUCUCCCAUCUUAUGAAAUGAGCCCGCCAAGAGACAAUGCAUUGUCCAAAUCUGUAGAAGAGCAUGUCCACACAGAGGUUGAUCCGUCGAGGUCUUCUUCUUCGCAGACGGUUUCUUCUAGCAGUAUCAGGAAAGAUCUCUACACUCAGAAACCAAGCAAACCAGAGAAAAGACCAAGCUCUAUACCUCCAGAUUCAUCUUCAAGUGAUGAUGAAACAGAGAUGGAACUUCGUAAGAGAGUUUCUAUCAGAAAUCAAGAUAAAAGAACCGAGUCAAGAACCAGGCCCUCACAUCGUCAUUCGCGUGUCAGCGAAGAGGACUCUGAGGAAAAACUCCCGGCUCGAGCUUCUACUAGAAGUCAAGAGGGAAGGACCCACAAGACCACCCCUGCUUCUUCUGCCUCGUAUUUUCACUCAUUGUCUAGUGACGAGGAAGAUGAUAAAGAAGUCACUAUAGAUGUUGUACGCAACCAAACCAAGCCUUCUGUUUCCAUCUCACGAAGAACAAAGGGGCAAGAGAAAAGAUCAUCCCUGGUUACAGCAAGAACCGACAAAGUCUCUCAUGAUCAAGAAUCUCCUCAGCAGCUAAUUCCUAAGGCCAAGCCACUGGCUAAGCAAGACAAAGCUUCUUACGACCAAGAAUCUCCACCAAAGGUAUAUCCAAGGGCUAAGCAACAAGGUUCAACUUCAUCUUCAAGCUCUAUUCCAGAAACCAACAAAGUCUCUCACCAUCGAGAAUCACCUCCAAAGGUAUAUCCAAGGGCCAAGCCACUGGCUAAGCAAGAAGGGUCGGCUUCAUCUUCAAGCUCUCUUCCAAAAACCAAGAAAGUCUCUCACCAGCAAGAAUCACCUCCAAAGGUAGGUUCUGAGGUUAAGUCACUGGCUAAGCAAGAAGGGUCGGCUUCAUCUUUAAGCUCCCUUCCAAAAACUGUGACACCACCAGAGUCAGAAACUCCAGCGAAGGAGAAAGCUAGCCAUGUUCAUCCGAAGCUCCCAGAUUAUGACGACAUAUUUGCUAAGCUCGGGGCACUUCGUCGGUGA